ACGCUAGUCUUAAGACGGAAAACAAACCUCCAUCCUACCUUCCUUCCUUAACAUUUUAAACUUACAGUUUUAUUUCGAAACCAAAUCUUUUCUAUUGAAUUAUAACAAACUGUAAAUCAAAAAUGUAAGCUCAAAAUGAGAAUAUCAUUUAAUUAAAUAAUUUGAAAUCCAUGUAUAAAUGUGGAUAAAUUCAUAUCAUGUUCUGAUUUCUAAAAAUCAGAUUUGCAAAAAGAUAAAUGGUGCUGAAAAAGCAGUUUCAUAGUACAUAGAAGAUAAAAUUUAUAGAUAAUUUAAUACUGAUAGUGUCAGUGGGUUGAAAUUUUCGAAAGUUAUUAAUUCAUUUUCUUUCCUAAGUAAUCAUUUUGUAAAUUUAAAAAUGACAACUGAAAAUUUGUCUGCAGUUUUAAAAUGCAAAGGAGAGAUUUGCUUGGAAAAUCGUGAAGUAUCAGAACCAUUACCACAUGAGGCUCUAAUUGCUAUGCAUACUGUUGGCAUUUGUGGAUCUGAUGUUCAUUUUUGGAAACAUGGUCGCCUUGGUAAUUUUAUUGUUAAUGCUCCAAUGGUCUUGGGGCAUGAAUCUAGUGGGACUGUAAUUAAAAUUGGAAGUCAAGUUAAACAUUUGAAACCAGGAGACAGAGUGGCCAUUGAACCAGGAGUGCCUUGUUAUAAAUGUAGAUACUGCUUGGAGGGAAGAUACAAUCUUUGUCCAGAUGUAAAGUUUUGUGCAACACCUCCUGUCCAUGGAACAUUGUGUCGCUAUUUUUGCCAUGAUGCUAAUUUCUGUUUCAAAUUGCCUGAUCAUGUCAGUUUGGAAGAAGGAGCAUUGCUGGAGCCUCUGUCAGUUGCCAUUCAUGCUUGUAGAAGAGCAUCAGUUGCAGCUGGAAAAACUGUUCUAAUAUGUGGAGCUGGUCCCAUUGGUUUGGUGAAUCUACUAACUUGCAAAGCAUUAGGUGUGACUAAGAUCUGUAUAACAGAUAUUUCACAACACCGUCUGGAUGUUGCUAAAAAACUUGGAGCUAAUUAUCAACUUUGUGUAAAAGGUUUGGAUACUGAAACAGCUAUUUCACAAAUAGGCACUUUGCUAGGUGAUUUGCCUGACAUUACUCUUGAAUGUAGUGGUGCUGAAUCUAGUACUAGACUUGGUAUGCUAGUGACAAGAUCUGGAGGUGUACUCAUGCUUGUUGGUGUUGGAGUAAGAGAUAUGUCAUUUCCCAUAAUAGAGGUCAGUACCCGAGAAGUUGAUAUCAAGGGAAUUUUGCGUUAUGCAAAUUGUUACCCAGCUGCAUUAAGUUUGGUUGCUGGUGGUGCAGUGGAUUUGAAGCCAUUAAUUACUCAUCAUUUUACUUUGGAGCAAGUUCAAGAAGCUUUUGAUGCAUCCGCUUCUGGUGCUGGGGGAGCAAUCAAGGUUCUCAUUAAUUGUGCUAAAUCAUAAAGCUUUACAUUGGCAUGCCAAUAGGCAUAAUCUUUUCACCAUUUAAUUUUAAAUAUUUAAUAUUAUUCCUUAUACAUUGAGAAAUGUGUUUAUUAAAAGGAAAGCAAUUAAAAAAAUUAAACUAUGUUGAACUUACAAAUUGAAAGUGCUAUUUAGUGUAUUUUUGUAAAUUUGUUGUUAAAUCACUAUAUUUAUAUGUAUAUUUUUAUAUAUUGAUAUAUAAAUGUUAUUUUAUAAUUGUU
Molecule: messenger RNA, 1674 nt
Organism: Argiope bruennichi
Lineage: Eukaryota; Metazoa; Arthropoda; Arachnida; Araneae; Araneidae
Product: sorbitol dehydrogenase-like
Exons: 8
Coding region: 377-1432 (351 amino acids)
Biological process (GO): D-sorbitol catabolic process
Molecular function (GO): L-iditol 2-dehydrogenase (NAD+) activity; zinc ion binding
Source: RefSeq, a predicted model, not a curated record